Amphimedon queenslandica is the source of this 2280-nucleotide messenger RNA. RefSeq lists its product as uncharacterized. The transcript has 3 exons. The record is from RefSeq and is a predicted model, not a curated record. NCBI's taxonomy places the organism in Eukaryota, Metazoa, Porifera, Demospongiae, Haplosclerida, Niphatidae. The coding region runs from base 1 to 2280 and encodes 759 amino acids.
AUGCAUGGUGCACCUGGAGCUGGUAAAACGUGUUCAAAACACCUCCUACUUAAUGAGCCACCACCAUCUUCUACCAAUAGCACACCAAUAGCUUGUCCUGCUGUUCAAGCAACAAGAAUAUCCAUUGAUGAUAAAAAUAAUAAAUGGGAGAGGGUUAAUAUUAAAGAUUUGUAUCAACAGCUAGCAUCUCAUUUAGAAGAAAAUUUAGAAGACAAAACAGAAAAUGAUAAAAUUCCUUCAGAAGUGGAUGAAGCAUUAAAGUCUGAAGAUGAUGAUAUGCCUGUAGUUGAAGAUGAUGAUAAAUUUGAUGGUUCUGAUGAAUCAUCAAUUGAAGAUUCAACCACAAAUCAGUUGCCCAGAAAUAAACAAGACGAGAAUGAACAAUGUGCAGAAGAGACAAUCAAGAAUGAAUCAGCCGAGAAAAAAUCAAUUGAAAUUGAUCCAAUUGAAACAGAAGUAAUUCAAAAUGUUAGAAAUGUUCAACAAACCAAAAAGUUUUGCACAAAUUGGGUCUAUUUUAUUGAUUCCGGUGGUCAGCCAGCAUAUCGAGAGUUGCUACCUCUUUUUACAAGAGCAGCUGCACUGAAUAUCAUCACCAUUGAUCUUACCAAAGGUCUUGAUGAGAAGUGCAAGUUUCAGUAUCGCAUUGAUCAACAUCCGUCUCUUAUUGAUACAGAUCUGAAGUAUUCUAAUCGUGAUAUAAUUCGCUCAACAAUUUGCUCCGAAGCUAUGUCCACUUCCAUUGAAAUUCCUGAUGUUUUUAAGCCUGACAAGCCUAAAGAUAAAAUUUCUAAUGAGUCUAAGCCUGACAAGCCUAGCCACUCUCAUUAUCUUAUACUUGGUACACGUGUAGAUGAUGAGUCAGUGACCGAGAAAAAGCUAAAAGAAACCAAUAAAAGUCUGAGAGAAUAUAUAGCUAAUGAUAAAGUCAUAAAGCAAAAUGAGCGUAAAGGUUCGAUUAUAUUUCCAGUUAAUACGUUGCUCCCUGCUGGGUCUAAGGAAAGAGAAGAAGCUAGUGUAGAGCUUUGUACUGCAGUUUCAAAUUGCAAAGUUGAAAUGACAAUUAAGUUACCAAUUCGAUUGUUUGCUUUUGAGAUUGCACUACAAUUGGAAGCUAACAAGAAGAAGAGAAGUUUCCUCACACGAGAUGAAGUGAUUGAGAUUGGUAAGUCUCUUCGACUUGAUAAAGAAUCGGAAUCAGAUAUUGAUGAUGCUCUGCAAUAUUUACACAUUGUCACUAUCAUUCUUUAUUAUCGUGAUAUCCUACCAAAUAUAAUAUUUGUUGAUCCUAAACCAAUUCUUGAUGUCCUUUCACGUCUAAUUGCAAUUACAUAUGUUGACCAUAAUGAAUUACAUUUGAUUGCAAGGGUACCUAAUGAAAGAAAUAAUCUUAUGAAAUUUGGCAUUUUCAGAAAAACUCUUUUAGAAAAAAUUGGUGCACAAAACAUUUUUAAUGAUGAUUUUCAACCGUCUCACAUGAUUGAUCUUCUAAAAAAUCUCCACAUCAUUGCUAAAGUAGAAAACAGAGGAGAAGGAGACUAUUUUUUUCCAUGUGCAUUACCAUCUUUACCUUAUGAUAAGCAGCAUAGCCUCAAUGACCGACCAACAGAAAUACGACCACUUCUCAUAGCAUGGGAGAUUAACAAUAGUGGAACAACAACACUAGCCAUUCCUCAAGGAUUAUUUCCAUUAACCAUUGUACACCUUUUAGAGAGAAAAGGUAUUGUAGAUUUUGCUCCUGAUCCAGAUUCAGAUUCAGAUUCUGGUUCAGAUUCAGAAGAUGAAGUGGAAUUCUACAGAUAUAAUGAUGCCAUAUCACUUUCUGUUGACAUAAAAAGUGAUGAGUACACUAUAGAUAUCAUCAAUCGCUAUACACAUAUUGAACUGCGUUUAGAUGAGUCCAGCAAGGAAUUUUGUCCACAAAUUCGAGAAUUAGUUACAGAUGCUAUCAAAAAAAGCAGCAAUGAUCUCAAAGUUGGUCAAAACCAUGUUCUUGCCUUCAAGUGUCCCAGAAGAAAUAAACAAUCUUACUGCAUUGUCAAAGAAGAUUUGUCUUCUACCAGGUGUACUCAAUGUCGAUUAGAUUGUAAAGUACUACAAGGUGAUGAUGAUAGCUACAGGUGCUGGUUUAGUGAUUGUCAAUCAUCCAGUCCAGCUACUGAUGCUUCACCAGUACAGCCUCAUCAAGACAGUACCACUGUUAAUAUUAAUCCUGAUAGUGAUGGAGCUGGACAACUAGGUAUCACAGAUCUCAAUAUGGUUGUAAGAAGUUGUUUCUAA